Molecule: messenger RNA, 1695 nt
Organism: Ectocarpus siliculosus
Lineage: Eukaryota; Phaeophyceae; Ectocarpales; Ectocarpaceae
Source: the annotation of a GenBank genome assembly
AUGUCCGCAUUUGCUGUUUCGAAUCAGAUCACCUUCGAGUCUCCGCCUGGUCUGAAGAAAAACAUGCAGAGGACUUACAGCACAUGGCCUUCGACCAUGAUCUGCAAGUUCACCCCAAGGAUGCCCUUGGAAACGACCCAUGGGACCCUAUCUGGCACCUUGACGUUCGAUACGUAUCAUAACAUCCCCUUCAUGAUUGGCUUUAACCCAAGCAUGGCCGUUCGGCCAGAACUACCCUCGCUAAUUUGGGAGGCAUGUUACACGGUUGUUGUCCGCAAGGUCGAGGGGAGCGUGGUCAAAGCGCAGCUGCUACUAGCCCUUGCAUGGUUCCAUGGGAUCGUUCAGGAGCGACGGAUCUUCAUGCCGCAAGGGUGGACCAAAGAAUAUGACUUCUCUAUUGGGGAUCUGAGGGCCGGGGCAAUGGUGAUGACAGCCGAGGCCGACAAGACGAAAAACGGCAAGGUCGACUGGCGAACCGUGCGCGGGCUGAUGGUGGACGCCAUCUACGGGGGAAGGGUGGACAACCCGCACGAUAUGAGGGUUUUGGCCACGUAUCUGCGCCACUACUUCAACUCUGACGUGGUCGGAGGAGCCGACAAUGGUGGGCAGUUGGCCAGAGGCUUAGAUGUUCCUGGCACCGACAGGCUUCCCGACUACGUCCACGCCGUCCAGAAGCUCCCCGACACUGAUCACCCGUCAGGUUUUGGCCUGCCGGACAACAUUGAACGGUCGGUGCAGCGUGCCGCGUCGGCGGUGGUGAUAGCAGGGUUACGGCGCCUGGGGGCCGCUUCUAUUGGAGGGGGGAGUUUCGAUCGAGAAAUCUGGAGGAACAGGCUGGGCCCUCUCCUCGAAGCGUGGGACAAGAUGGCCUCAUCAAUAUCUAACUCUUCUGCUGCGGCGGCUGGGGGCGCGGGAAGAAGGGGGUCCCGCCGUAUCUCGGCAGAAAAAGCGACCUCUGGGGCAGAAGGGCGGCAGCUUCCACCUGUGGACGCGUUUGUCGCGAUGGAGGCUGAGGCUGCCGUUUGCUUGUGCGAAAUCGUGGCUGCCUCGCUCGGCUCAGUCAAAAAGGUGGUGUACGGCACGGCCCUCCUAACCCCUGCCAUCCAGGCCACCGGCGGGGCUCUCAUCGCUGGAAGAGUGCCACCUGCCUGGUCAUGUUUGUGGGAAGGGCCGGAGACUCCUCAGGCGUGGCUGACGGCCAUGGCGAGAAAAAAAGCGUCACUUUCGCGAUGGGAGGCAGGCGUUGCGCGAGGGGACUUGUUGGACAAGCCGGUCGACCUCAGCAACCUGUUCAACCCGAAUACUUUCCUCAACGCCGUCCGUCAGCAGACUGCCAGGUUAUCGGGGUGCAGCAUGGACGCCCUGAAGCUCGUGUCUAGCUGGGAUAAGGGUCGCCUCAAGUCGGCGCCACUCCCGGUCACAAUAGAGGGACUGAGACUGCAAGGAGCAGCCUUCAGCGGAGGCACCCUGCACCAGCAGUCUCCAAACGACCCAGAGGUGGCAGGCGUACCAGACGUCACACUUGCUUACAUCCACAAGGACAAGCAACGCCCUUAUCAGGCCGACCAAGCCAUCGAAACGCCUUUGUACUUCUCUCUGGACCGCGAACGGCUGCUAGCCGAGAUAUCGAUGCCGACUACGGAGCCUCGGGAUGUCUGGAUCCUCGCAGGAGUGGCGUUAUUCUUGAAGGAUUAA